This is a messenger RNA of Cyclopterus lumpus (lumpfish), 1233 nucleotides long. RefSeq names its product teleost multiple tissue opsin b (gene tmtopsb). Gene Ontology annotation, cellular component: photoreceptor outer segment; membrane. The record is from RefSeq and is a predicted model, not a curated record. NCBI's taxonomy places the organism in Eukaryota, Metazoa, Chordata, Actinopteri, Perciformes, Cyclopteridae. The transcript is spliced from 4 exons. Bases 1 to 1233 code for a protein of 410 amino acids. Gene Ontology annotation, biological process: G protein-coupled receptor signaling pathway; visual perception. Gene Ontology annotation, molecular function: G protein-coupled receptor activity.
AUGAUCGUUUGCAACGUGAGCCUGAGCUGUGCGCACUGUCCCGGGGGAGGAGCCGGUGGCACCGCGGCGACCGCGACGGACGCGUACGGGGAGGCGUCCGGGUCUCUCCCUCCUCCGUCCCUGAGCCCGAAGGGGCACCUGGUGGUGGCGGUGUGCCUCGGCUUCAUCGGCACCUUCGGGUUCCUCAGUAACUUGCUGGUGCUCGCGCUGUUCUGCCGGUACCGGGCUCUGCGCACGCCCAUGAACCUCCUGCUGGUGAGCAUCUCCGCGAGCGACCUGCUGGUCAGCAUGCUGGGCACCCCGUUCAGCUUCGCGGCCAGCACCCAGGGGCGCUGGCUGAUCGGGCGCGCCGGGUGCGUGUGGUACGGGUUCGUUAACGCGUGUUUGGGCAUCGUCUCCCUGAUCUCUCUGGCCGUCCUGUCCUACGAGCGCUACUGCACCAUGAUGAAGCCCACCGUGGCCGACGGCAGAGACUUCCGCCCGGCGCUGGGAGGGAUCGCCUUCUCCUGGCUCUACUCUGUAGCCUGGACUGUCCCGCCGCUGCUGGGCUGGAGCAGAUACGGGCCCGAGGGUCCCGGCACCACCUGCUCGGUGGACUGGAGGACCCAGACGCCAAACAACAUCUCCUACAUCGUCUGCCUGUUCACCUUUUGCCUGGUCCUGCCGUUCGGCGUCAUCCUCUACUCCUACGGCAAGCUGCUGCAAGCCAUCAGACAGGUCCGCGGGGCGAGCUCGGUGGUGUCGCGCCACAGGGAGCAGCGGGUGCUGGUGAUGGUCGUCAUGAUGGUGGCGUGCUACCUGCUCUGCUGGCUGCCCUACGGAGUGGUCGCUCUGCUCGCCACCUUCGGCCCCCGCGACCUUUUGACCCCGGAGGCGACCAUCACGCCGUCGCUGCUGGCCAAGUUCUCCACCGUCGUCAACCCUUUCAUCUACAUAUUCAUGAACAAGCAGUUCUACAGGUGUUUCAGGGCGUUCCUCAGCUGCUCCACACCUGAGCGAGGCUCCACCGUAAAGACAUUUUCACGGGCGACCAAGACGCCCCGCGCCCUCCGCCGGGCCGGGGAACGCCACGCCCCCUCCUCCGCCGCGCCCACGCCCAUCGCCAUCGAAAGGUCUUCGCUGGGAGCCAAUCACGUGUCUCCGAUCCCGUCGCCGUCUCCAUUGGAUCGACGCUCUGCUGCUAACGCCCCCAAACCCAAACGGAUUCUGGUGGCUUACUUAAGGGAAGAAUAA